AUGUCUGUCCAAGCACCCAACUUCUCCAUCCUCCAGGAUGAGAUUAAAGGCCUACAAGGAGAUGUUCAACAUGAUACACUAGGACUCUUAGAAAAAGCCCUCAAAUCCUCGUCAACUCCCAAUAUCGAACAACAGACCCAGAACUUCGUAACACCAAUUCUCAAGUCAUUCAAGGAAACUGGACAUCUUUACAAUGCGUCACAAAUAACGUUCGCACAACAAACCUAUGAUGCAAUUUUGUUGAUCUCUACAUGCAUCCCAGGCGGCCAUCACGCUCAAGAUAUUCUUCAGCACGCCCUGCCUUUGCUCCAACAGGCGGGUGAAGCGUGGGAUAUGGGAGAGUUCGGAAUGCUUACAAGGGAAAUUUGGAAUGAGGGUCUGUAUUUCCACUCCCAGAGCUCUUCUUCGUUAUUAACUAGAACACAGGUCCAAUCUACGAAACCGAACCCGCCCACAAGGAUGAAAACCAGCUAAACCUCAACCAAUGGCUAAACCUCAACUCCUUCAUCGCAAAAUGUUUCGAAACCAAUCUUUCCCAAGCCGUCCCUGGAGAACCCAUCCCAAACGUCUUUGCCAACUUCGCACUCUGGGAACUGAGACGUGCGCUCGAAACGCCGUCGCAGGAUGAAAAGAACAAAGAUAAUCAUGCUCCGAAUGAGGUCGUCGACAUGAGAGUCAAGGUUGCGUGUGAGUGGAUCGUUCAAGGGACGAAGAUGUUGCUCGUGGCUUGCUUGCAUAAUAGUUGUGGUGAUCAUCCGAAUGGAGGGAAUGAUGGGACUCCGUAUGGUCCUGGUGAGGCUUUUUCUGGGAAUGUGGGGUUUUCGAUGGAGAGGUGGGGGUUUUGGAAACGUAGGAUUGUUGAGCUUAAGGCUACUGUGGGAGAAGAUGUGCAUGGGAUUAUGGAUGAGGCUUUGAAGAAGAUGACGGCGGUGGAGUUUGAGGCUGCUGAAGCUUUGGUGUUUAAGAAAUGA
Hymenoscyphus albidus is the source of this 971-nucleotide messenger RNA. Lineage: Eukaryota; Fungi; Ascomycota; Leotiomycetes; Helotiales; Helotiaceae. The record is from the annotation of a GenBank genome assembly.